AUGACAUAUCUAAGAUCAACUAAAAUAUUAUUUUUAUUCAUAGUAAAAUUAACAAUUGUUAAUGUCAAAAUCCUCGUUGUUCCCGAACCAAACAUAGUGACAUGCAAUGAUCUUGUCCCUGGUGAAGAAAUCAAUGCAGUUGACACGACAAACCUCAAAGUGAUUCGAGUCAAUGACACUUAUUCAUUCUUCAACGGUUCUAUGAAGUUUUUGAUCGGAUUUGACAAAUUACCAGGAAGGAUUUUUUAUGAAAAAUAUCACCAAGGUGAAUGGUUAAUGUUUGGAUUUAGUGGACGAUAUGGCAACUUUUGCUUCACUUUUCAUGAUCGAACUCAACCAUUUUAUUAUUACAUGGAUCAUUUUCCAAAGUGUCCUGUUGAAAAAGGGACCGAAUGGACAUUCAAUAUGGUCCCAUUUACCUUAAUGGGACUUAAUAUGGAAUCGGUUAAUGCAAAUUCUUUUGGAAAAUGGCGUUUGAUCUUCAUUUAUGAGUACAGAAUUAAAGGAGCUACAAAACACAACUGCAGGAAAAUCAACUUUGAAAUGUUUGACACUGAAAAGCCUAAAAAGUCGUUUGGAAAUAACUUUAAACUUUGGGGUUACUGA
Molecule: messenger RNA, 606 nt
Organism: Chironomus riparius
Lineage: Eukaryota; Metazoa; Arthropoda; Insecta; Diptera; Chironomidae
Source: the annotation of a GenBank genome assembly